Malassezia sympodialis ATCC 42132 is the source of this 492-nucleotide messenger RNA. It is a transcript of the gene TOM22, whose product is annotated as Tom22p. The record is from RefSeq and is a predicted model, not a curated record. NCBI's taxonomy places the organism in Eukaryota, Fungi, Basidiomycota, Malasseziomycetes, Malasseziales, Malasseziaceae. Gene Ontology annotation, cellular component: mitochondrial outer membrane. Gene Ontology annotation, biological process: intracellular protein transport.
AUGGUGCGCAUCGAGGAAGUCCAAGACGAAUCGGAGAAGAUCAGGCAGCAAGAUCUUGAUCUUUCCAAUGACAACGAGGAUGAUGAAUGGGAAGCAACUGAUGCUGAGACGGAUGACGAUCUUUCGGAUGACGAUGACGUGGAAGAGCGAGCACUAGUGUUGGCAAAUGAAUCUAUUUGGGAUCGUAUUGCUGCACUUAAAGAUAUCCUUUCUCCAUCAACCCGCGCGAACAUUGCGAAGGUUUGGAAGACGGGAUCUGCAUAUGGUUUUCUUGGUGGCUGGGUGGCCGGUAAGCUGAUUUGGGUCGGCGUUACUUCUGCUCUGCUAGUGGGCUUGCCAUUUGCACUCGCUGUAGAAGACGAGAGCCGCUUCGCUGCCCAAGAAAAGGAGAUUGUGGCUCAGCAAACUGGUGCUAAUACAGGUGCCAGUCCCUUAGCGCCACCUGCAGGGACCAGUGGACAGACGCAGGGUCUGCGCCCACCGGGCUUUUAG